UCAAAACGCAUCCGUUCGACGCUAUGGACCGUCCAUCUAAACUAGCUUGAAAAAGAAUUUCUGGAUUUAAACUCAUACGAGCCGGUGACGCGAAAUUGUUGGCGCAAGCCCACCACCCGGUUGAAUAAGAGCACGCGGUUAAGAAUAGCGCGGAACAGUCUUCGAUUUUCAAACACUCCCAAAAAUUUGUACUACCUAAAUCUCAACAUAACUAGGUGAAAAAAAAACGUGUCAGUGACCGAGUGAUUAUAAUAUCCCAUAUUACCCCAGUAGUUCUGAUAGUUCAUUGAAGAUGAUGAUGAUAACGGGAAUUCUGCUGGGAUGUUUGGCAGCGGUGACAGCCGCGCCGAAUCAGUUCGGGGAGAAAUUUCAAUUCAACGUGACGGACAUCGCGUGGCCCUCGGACGAAAUAAAAACUCAAGUGUUUGAUAAAAAUGAGUAUAUACCGGUGAAUAACGCGAUAGCUGGUAUCAAGGUAUGGAAAGGUAUGAUGUACUUGACGGUCCCCAGGUGGAAGCCGGGGGUGCCAGUUACCCUGGGGUUCAUACCAGCGGAAUUGAUUAUGAGGGAUAUCCCACCGAAGCUACAUGCUUAUCCCAAUUGGGACAUGCAAACUGUUGGAGACUGCAGGGCUUUCCAAUUUGUCCAGAGUAUGGAGAUCGAUCCAAAGGGACGCAUGUGGGUCCUGGACACCGGAAGAACCGAGACGAUGACCACAGAGCCCAAAGCACGGUGCAAUCCUCGACUGGUGAUUUUAGAUCUCGAGAAUAAUGGGGCUGUGUUGCGGAGUAUUCCUUUUCCAGAAAGCGUCACUCCACAUAAUGAGUCCUAUCUGAAUGACAUUGUCCUUGAUAGCACUGACGGAGGAUUCGCCUACAUCUCCGAUACGAACGAUCGUGAUCCUGGGAUUAUUGUUUUCUCUCUUGAGAAGAACAGAUCGUGGAAGGUGCGACACGACUCCAUGAAGAAGCAGAAGGAGGCGGAGGACUUUUUCAUCGGGGAGCAGAGAGUCAUCAAGGGUAUUCCAAUUGAUGGUAUCGCACUAUCCCAGCUUGACGCCAAUGAGAGAUUUCUUUACUACUGUCCCCUGUCAUCUUAUCACCUGUAUUCAGUGAGCACUGCUGGGCUGAAGGACGAGGACAUCUCAAAUAUUGAUCCGUACAUUCGAGAUGUUGGGAGAAAAAGUUCACAGACUGAUGGAAUGAUAAUGUCCGCAAAUGGAACUCUGUACUUCGGUCUUCUCGCUGAUGAUGCUGUCGCACUCUGGGACUCACAGAGGGACUUGUCUUUUACUACUGGCCAGAGGAUCAUUGCUAGGGAUCACGUGAGAAUGCAGUGGCCUGAUAGCUUCGCCAUCGAUGACAAGGGCUAUCUCUGGUGCACCACCAACGCACUUCACAACUUCAUGCACAAUAAAAUCGAUCCCAGACAGGUUAAUUACAGGAUAGUGCGGGCGUACAUCGAAAAUUUGAGUUAUCAGUAUCACGAGAAUGGCACGACACCCGAAUUGCCGAUCAUCAUCGCCGGUGCUGGUGAUCGGCUUCCCAUGGCUAUUGGCACGUUCAUCUUUUUUAUUCUCGCAAUUGCUCUGCAGUAAAUACUGUUUAAUAUUGUCGAUCUUAUGUGGGAUGGGUGUUGAACAAUCGAUGCACUUCGGUUCUAGCUUUAAAUAGUUUUUAAGGGUUUCCGUGGAUAUGAGUACGAGUACGAGAACAAUGUUCGAUAUUUUUGCAGUUUUAUGCAAAAGAUUGAUUAUUUUUCGAGAGCAGUGAGGGAUGGGCUGAGGUGAUGAAGAAAAUUUUCCAUGGUGAAGAGAAGUGAAAUUUUCUUCUCAUUACCUCUUGGAAAAAUGAAAAAUGAGAGUGCAAAUGCAAGUAUUUUAAUUUCUCCCGUGGUUAUGGAACGAAGAAAUAAUUCUCUUCAUUUCAAAACGGGAGGUCGAAUUAUUUGGCCAUGUGGUACUCUUGAAUAUCCCAUUACCCAUUCAUCAACGCUACUCAUUAUCCAAAUAUGCAGAGAUUGAAAUUUUAUGGAACAAUAAACCUCGAGGUACUUCAUAACUACGGUCUAUUCAGUCCCCGGAAGGUAAUUGAAAGGAAAAAAAAUAUAAUUGUCACUAUUUAUUAAGAAUUGUGCAUUUAAAUACUAUCCGCGGUUGUUAAAUGUGCCUUCAGUGUAAAAAUAUCUGUCGACUGAACAAUCGAAAAAUGUAAACACGUCACAAAUUAUUUCAUCCAAAAUAAGGUAAUGUCUAGUGUAUAAAAAAAUAAUUACAACGUGAAAUUUUGUCAUAACGCGGAAUAAUCGCUUGUCGACAAAUAAUCACUUGAUUAAUUUCCUCAGUGGCACCUAAAGAGUAAAUGUACCAAUGAUGGCUAUUGUAUAAGACGCGAUCAAUUUACUUGAGAAGACAAUUGAUUGAUCUAAGGUUAAUUCACCAUAUACUGUGGACCGUAGAAGACACAGAUGAAUGGAGAAAUAUGGGAGAAACAAAAAGGAAAUUAUAAAAAAAAUAGUGUCCAGUAUGUUCCCACAAUUGUUAAUGCUUUUGUAGUACAGUGCACGUAGCCGCGACAACGUACAAUGGAUUUCGUCCUAGUUUUGAGGUACACACAAAACGCACACUAAAUAAUAUCAUUGCGUUACCCGAGCCAGAGUACAACUGCACGUUCUAAAUUAUUCUGAUGUCUAGUGUCACGAAAAUAAACAGUACCGGUGGUUUCCCAUGUGCUCAUGUCGCCCAAAUUUGAAUGAUUUUAAAGAUAAUGUACCUGAUCACAAUCCCUCAAUAUCCUCGUCACCCCACACCCUCAUAUCUGCUUUUUAGGUAAAUCCACCCUUAACUCUGAUUUAACAUUCUAGUAACUGCAAUAAUAAUUUUCAAUCGGCGUUUCUAUCGUUUUUUUUUUAAUUCGAACAAUGAGUCAUCGUAUAAAAAAAAUGCGGGAAUAAUGGAUUGUGUCAUUGGUUGGUAAAUGGAAGAAUGGAAUAUUUUUUUAUGUCAAGAACAUGAAUUCAUGGAUAUUAUCUGAUGCGAGAGAGAUCUCUGGUUAUAUUGAAGAUGAAAAUCUUAAUGCGAUUCUACUGUAAUUUCUCACAAUCAUUUCUUCAGUUGCAUUUGCAAUAAUAAUUUGGUGUCUGAAGAUGAUGGAGAUUGUCAACGAUUAAAAGCGUUAAAAUUGUGUGUCUUUCGAUUGGUGAUGUUACAAGGCUCUAUGGAAAUUCUGAUAGAAUAUUGAAAUUCGCGAGUUUGCAUUGAAAAAUACCAACGGAAAAUGAAUCAUCGGUAACACACCUUAGUCAUGAUCUUGUUUUUCUUAUUAUUUUUUCCUCAUCGCAAAAUGCAAGGUGAUAUAAAAAGCAGAUAUACCUGCUCAGAUCGACGGUGUAUCCAUUAAGAUUUUCUGUCCUCAAUUGACUAGAUCAUUGUGCUGGUAAGCUUAAAGUCUUGUAGUAUUAUGUUUUAACACAAUACCCUUUCUGGUAAAUUUUAGAGACCGGGUACUUGAUGUACACCGUUUAUAGAAAUAUCUUGUAAAAUUUUAUGGAACUAGAGCAGCCUUCAUCUCGCGAGCAUAUAAUUAUUAAAAUAGCCUUCAAUCGAAAUUCUGCAGACGGCGUGUCGACUAAGCUUUCGCAUUUUUAAUUAUUCAAUAUUUGAAUUCCAUAAUCAGAAAAUUUUCAAUGUCAACUCUGCCAGUUUCCUCAUACAAUUUUCCUCCAAUCCAUGACGCAUAGAAAAUUAAAUCGAAUUAAUACCUUUCAACAAUAAUUUACUGAAUCUCCAGGAAGUGAUGGCUGAAUCGACAUGACAUUUUCUUAAUAUAUUUUAUACGAGAUGAAAUGAAACUAUAUUAAUGUGGCCGCAUUAAAUAUAUACUCGAUUGUCAAUCAACGAACGUCAGUGAAAUUCAUUUGAGAAACGAUAUGAAAUUCCUGAAAAAUGUUUCAUCACCCACACGCAACCCUAAUUGAUGGAAUCAUUUGUUCCUGAAUUUACUGGCGUUCCGCGAGGGAAGUCGUACGAUUCAUGUAAAAAUUGAGUGUAAUAUUCCAAUGGAUAAGUUAUCACGAAUAAAUAAAUAGAUGAGUAAUGUAUAAA
Molecule: messenger RNA, 4102 nt
Organism: Fopius arisanus
Lineage: Eukaryota; Metazoa; Arthropoda; Insecta; Hymenoptera; Braconidae
Product: protein yellow
Exons: 1
Coding region: 293-1597 (434 amino acids)
Cellular component (GO): extracellular region
Source: RefSeq, a predicted model, not a curated record